UCGUCUCCACGGCUCCACCCCCUAAACCCAGCCAGCCCAAGCUGACCCGACCCCAGCCAGGGUUUUGUUCCCCAGUCCCAGUCCCCUCACAGCCCACUCCAUGGCGGCCUCUCGAGCUCUCCUCUCCCGCACCCUCCUCCGCCUCAAGAUCUCGUCUCCUCUCAUCUCACCCCUCUCCUCCGCCCACGCCCAUCUUCACGGAGGAGGCCCUUCGCCGCCGCCGCCGCGGCCCUUCGGCGAUUGGCGGCGCGCGUUCCACGACGGGCGCCCGCGCGGGCCGCUGUGGCGGAGCAAGAAGCUGAUCGGGAAGGAGGCCCUGUUCGCCAUCCAGGGGAUGAAGCGGUUCAAGGGGGACGAGGAGAAGCUCAAGGCCUUCGUCAAGCGGAGCGUGGCGCGGCUGCUCAAGGCGGACAAGCUCGCCGUGCUAGGCGAGCUCGAGCGCCAGGAGGAGGUCGAACUAUCCGUCAAGAUGUUUAAGAUCAUGCAAAAGGAGGACUGGUAUAAGCCAGAUGUUUACAUGUACAAGGAUUUAAUUAUUGCUCUAGCCAAGUGUAAGAAGAUGGAUGAAGCAAUGGAAAUCUGGGGUAACAUGAGAGAUGAGAAACUGUUUCCUGACUCACAGACUUAUGCUGAAGUCAUAAGAGGAUUUUUGAGAUAUGGUUCCCCAUCAGAUGCAAUGAAUAUUUACGAGGACAUGAAAAGGUCACCUGACCCACCAGAAGAAUUGCCUUUCAGGGUAUUACUGAAGGGUCUUUUACCUCACCCACUAUUAAGGAACAGAGUGAAGCAAGAUUUUGAAGAGCUGUUCCCAGAGAGGCAUAUCUAUGAUCCUCCAGAAGAAAUAUUUGGAAUGCACUAAGGUUGAAAUUUUAUGUCCUCAAACCUGCUGAGCUUAAGACUUUAUCAGAUCAGCCAAUUUCUCCAGUGAUUAUUGGAUUACAAGUAUCACGAGAAUCCAGAUAUUUGAUGCUUGGAGUGAAAUUUGUCAGGUGAUAUACAUAAAAUUUAUGAAUGGUCAUAUUGCAUAGAGAAACAAAAAGAUCGUUCUGUUGGUCAGAUUAGUUAUAUCGAUGGUUACACAAAUUCCAUUGUCCAGGCAAUCUCCUUAAAUAUCAGGUCAUUGAUUUACCUGAACAACUGCCACCGUGUGUCCAUGUAAUCCAGGUUAUUGUGAGAAGCAGUAACAUGCAAUAGUGACCUUUUUUGGGUCCACUUCUAUGAUUAGGUUGUUAGAAUAGUACACUGCUCACUUUUCAUGAUGUUUCCUUCCCUAACCACUUGAGAAAUCUACUUUUGAUGAAUA
This is a messenger RNA of Lolium perenne, 1303 nucleotides long. RefSeq names its product protein THYLAKOID ASSEMBLY 8-like, chloroplastic. The record is from RefSeq and is a predicted model, not a curated record. NCBI's taxonomy places the organism in Eukaryota, Viridiplantae, Streptophyta, Magnoliopsida, Poales, Poaceae. Gene Ontology annotation, molecular function: protein binding.